UCGUUCAACUCGGGAAACUGCAAAUCCAUUGCACUGAGGAAGAUAGCAUUUGUCGAAUCUCCUCAGCCCUGGAAUCAAUCUUAGACUCGUCUCACUCGCAAGGCCGGAGUAGUCAGUGAAGUCCGUGCCGUCAUGGAUUAAGGAGGCGAUGGAGAGGGGCACGGCCUCUUCGCUGAGAUUCCGAGACUGAUCUUCGGCCUCACUUACCUUGACCUUCACAGAGCAUCACUGGAGCGCCUCCCGGCCCGAGUACACACACAGCAUGAUGACAGAUGGAGCACGGUGUUCAUAAGUUACGCGUGCGAUACUUAUGAACUCGUUUUUGUCUGUAAUUCUGAACAGCAGUCGGACAUCGACGAAGGCACAAGUCUGUUAGCCUUCGCAUGGCACUCCACAAGAUUAGAUUUACUAGAAAAAAGGCCCAGAUUAUCGAUGGAACUUCAUGCCCAGAUUCGUAUGGAGAUGGAUUGCGAACCCGUAUCUCUCUACUGUUUCCGACCACCACUUAUCAUGUGGCAGUCGGUAGAGCUAGUUCCCGUCAGUCCACGUGUCUUGCAGGGAUCGACAAACUUCAGCCACAAUAGAAGACUCUGUGGCUGACCACGUCGCUGUCUUUACCCUCCGACUAAUGCUGCAACAACUUCAACUAGUGCGUUUGUGGUCGCACCUUCCGGCCCAUCAAACUGUAGUCUCUUUAUCGUCUUGCCAGUUUCGCCGUGCCGAGAACUCAUUCCUUGAGGCGACCGAGUGACUCGACGACAUCCUGAAGCAAAAUUGGCUGGAAUUUCGAAUCGAUGUCGUUGCUACGCUUGCCUUCAGGCGCGAAGCUAGCUUAUGGUCGGAUUUCUUCCAGGGAAAGCUACGCUGUGAGCCAUGGCUACGAAUGCGAACAUCUGAUGCAACUCUGUACCAGCUCGAGAAGUCGGAUGAAAACGGGUCGAGGGGUUGACUGUAAACUUACCUUCCCAGUGGUCUGCGCUCGCUCAACCAGGCCAACCCUGGAUGAUGUGGAGCGCUUGUCUAGGGGACGUGCGUCCAAAGCCAAAAUAGGCAGCCGGGCUGUUCCGCACCGCCUGAAUGCAGAUGAAAGAAAGGCAUUCGAACUGGCCAAGAAGAGAGGUUUUGUGGUCCAUCAACCAAACACUCGACGAUAUCCUCUGAUCAACAGUCAUCGAAAUUACUGUGACGCAUUGGGCAUACCUUGCAUUCGCAUCGACCAGGUACAUGCAGGUCAGCAAGAUGAAGUUGUGAUGGAUCUUACUCCACUACGUCUGUCAGAAGUCGGCUUGCAAUCAUUUAAAGACGUAGUUGUUGAGGCCGUAGCGUCCAUAAUGUCAUCAGACAGUGCGGCUGUAAAUCCAUCUGAGGGCGAUGCGAUGCAUCCGACAUCAGACAGAGAGGACUCGUCAUCUCCACGUACGGUCCAAAGUGAUGAAGAGAAAGAAGAAGAAGAAACACUUUCCUCCACAGACAUUGAUGCUCUAAAGGCAAUGUCAACAGCACAAACCUCGGAAGAACCCAAACCUCUGAGAUUUCAGGCUUUCAGCCGAAGCCAGGCCAGGCUCAUCGCCCAAACUGGUGUAGAGACUUGGAAGAACUGGUCGGCUGUUCAUUUGAAAACACCAGCCUAAGCCGCCCAUAGAUUAGAAACUAGCAGAUUAACUGGUCCACAUCCUCUGGUGAGGUUUUUCAGCGGGGCCAGAUUCAGCAGCAAACACUAGGUCUGCGUCACACAGAGAAUGUCGCUCCACGAGCGAGAAUGCCUCGAGCACGCCCUAGCGAUCAGGUUUUCAGCGAACAAUGUGACGACGAGAGGAAGAAAAUUCUGUUGAGAGGAGGGCGGAGGGUGGGUAGGGAAGCUCAAAGGGCUGCUCCCGCGGCUUCCUUCGAUUUUGAAGUCGAGGAUUUCGCAUUCAAAUGUACAACAUGUCAGUAAUGAUCAGGUCUUGCGACCGGCUGUUUACCGGCAAAAGGAGGCCGAGGUUUUCUCGGCCGAAUGAAAAUGACGGUCGUGGACUUGGCUUGACCUUGUAAGUCGCCGGCU
Molecule: messenger RNA, 2044 nt
Organism: Marchantia polymorpha subsp. ruderalis
Lineage: Eukaryota; Viridiplantae; Streptophyta; Marchantiopsida; Marchantiales; Marchantiaceae
Source: the annotation of a GenBank genome assembly